UGGUAAGCGUAAGCCCAAAUGAGCGAAACGAAACAAGAACUCGCGCGCCGCUGGUUGAACUGAAAUUGCGUUAUCGGAGCAGUUUCUUUCUUAGAUAGUUUUCUGUAGGCGCGAAUGAAUGGUUCUGCAUAAAACGCACCGCAGGCGCAGAACCACUUUCCUUCAAUCUCCUACCGCUUUCGGCUGACAACAGAACCCCACAUUCCCGAUCUCCAACCAAAACCCUACUCUCUUUUUCCUUCAGAUUUGUUUCUGGGUCGGAGGUCAUGGCUUCCGAGAGUGGUUCCAGAUCCAGUUCCGCGGCCGAUUCCUACAUAGGAAGCUUGAUAAGCUUAACUUCCAAGAGUGAGAUUAGAUACGAAGGCGUUCUUUACAACAUCAACACCGAAGAGUCCAGUAUCGGACUCAGAAAUGUACGGUCUUUUGGAACAGAAGGGAGAAAGAAGGAUGGGCAACAAGUCCCACCAAGUGACAAAGUUUUUGAAUACAUCUUGUUCCGUGGAAGUGAUAUCAAGGACCUACAGGUGAAAUCUUCUCCACCUGUUCAGACUACACCCUUGAUAAACAAUGAUCCAGCUAUUAUUCAGUCUCACUAUCCUCGCCCAGUAGCGACUUCUUCAAGCUUGCCUCCUGUUAGUGGGCCUUUGCCAGACAUUAAUUCUCAACCCAUGCCAAUGGGAAUUCCUGGAUCUAAUUUCCAGGGUGGGCUGCCUUUAUAUCAACCUGGAGGAAAUGUAGGGUCUUGGGGAGCUUCUCCUUCGCCACCACCUCCAAAUCCAAGUGGUGGUGGACUUGCUUUGCCAAUGUACUGGCAAGGAUAUUAUGGCCCCCMUAAUGGACUUCCUCACAUGCAUCAACAAUCAUUACUUCGUCCACCGCCUGGGCUGUCAKUGCCGUCUUCUUUGCAGCAACCAGUGCAAUAUGCUAAUCUUAAUGCUUCUUUACCCACUGCUUCUUUACCUACUGGWGCACCAAAUCUUUUAGAAGUUUCAUCUUCUUUGUUCUCUGCCAAUCCUAAUACUCCUAGUUUAUCMUCCACAGCAAURCCACCAAUAAYUGUAUCUUCAACACUUCCAUCUAUCCUGUCYGUUCCMCAGAMCUCUGAGAUUUCAUCAAGCUCAAUGKCCAACAAGACAGUAAAUUCUGCCCUUCCUCAARCUCCCUUAAAUACCAAUUUGCCWUCGCUCUCUCCUUUGACUACRAGUUCAGAUGUCAAUCCUGUUGUGCCUCCAACUACUAACAAAGCUACUGCAAUUUCUGGUCCAGCAUUAUCUUAUCAAACUGUAUCCCAAUCUACAUCCUCUGUCGUUGGAACAUCAAAUUCUGUUCUCACAAGUGCACCAGCACCUACCCUUGUGACUCCGGGCCAGUUGUUGCAAACUACUGCAGUUUCUUCAUCUCUGUCUGUGCAAACAGCCCAAAAAGACGUGGAAGUAAUUCAAGCAUCUUCCUCAUUAGCAGCCGAACAAACUGUUCCAGUUCYGGCAGAUACUCAGCCACCAUUAUUACCAUUACCCGUAUCUUCACGAGCUGUUCAGAAGCCAAAUGGUCCAACUUCACAAACUCGGCACAUCUACAGGGGACGCGGUAGAGGAAGACGAUAUGGGAACUCGCAUCAAACAGAAAAAUUCACAGAAGAUUUUGACUUCAUGGCAAUGAAUGAGAAAUUUAACAAGGAUGAAGUCUGGGGUCAUCUUGGUAAGAAUACCAAAUCUCAUCCAAAGUACAACGGUGGGGAUGAAAAGUACAGUGACGAAGAUGAAGUCCACGAUGAAGAUGAAGGUGAAUCGUCAAAGUUAGAGAUCAAGCCUGUAUAUAAUAAGGAUGACUUCUUUGAUACUCUCUCGUGCAACACUGCUGAUAACGAAGCGCAGAAUGGAAGGAGGCCUGGAUACUUUGAGCAAAUCAAGUUGGACACUGAGACAUUUGGAGAUUUUGCAAGAUACCGAGGUGGUCGUGGUGGUUAUGCCUAUGGGCGUGGUGGUCGUCGUGGCGGUGGUUAUUAUGGGAGGGGGUAUGGCCACGGUGGAAGGGGUCGGGGGCGGUAUAUGAAUAAUUACAAUCCUUAGGUGGCCCUGAUUAUGCCUGAAUGUUAUAGACUGAUGAGAGCAGCUAAAUAUCACAAGGAUCUGCUAUUACUUUCUUUUUGCAUUUUAUACUGUUUGUGCAGAAAAUAAAUAGUAGAAUAUUGGGUUCUCUUCUUAUUUCAGAGGCUCUCUUUUGUGUUUUUUCUUUGUUAUAAAGGUGCAGACGUAGUUUUAAGGAGCAGUUGGUUGUAGGCUCUCUGUCGACCCAUAAAAUGUACUAAAGGAGUUACUAGUUCUUCAAGUCAUCCUUGGUAUUUUUUCCCCCUUAUGUAAUUAACUGUGAACUUGCGUCUUAUUCCAUACUUUGCUAAUGGCUACUGAAGCCUAACUGGUGAAAUCAUUA
Momordica charantia (bitter melon) is the source of this 2430-nucleotide messenger RNA. RefSeq names its product protein decapping 5. Gene Ontology annotation, cellular component: P-body. NCBI's taxonomy places the organism in Eukaryota, Viridiplantae, Streptophyta, Magnoliopsida, Cucurbitales, Cucurbitaceae. The record is from RefSeq and is a predicted model, not a curated record. Gene Ontology annotation, molecular function: mRNA binding. Gene Ontology annotation, biological process: P-body assembly; cytoplasmic stress granule assembly.